AUGAAUCCUUCGCAAGGAUCUCCCGCGUCGGCUCCAGCUGGGGACCCUCUCACAGAGUCUCAAAUGUGCACAGAAAGCAGCGAGCUGGAUCUAUCGUCCGCCAGAAGAUGCAAAGUAAAAAGUGCGGACCUGCCCUUUAGCGUGGAGUCCCUUAUCUCCAGGACGCCGAGCAGAAGUGUGAGUUGUGUCCGCCCCGAGGAGAGCGCAUCACACAGGGAACUUCUGCGGCCCAAAGCUGAAGCUGUGGAUCCUACCGACACUGACACAGGGCACUGGAUGCAGCCCCGUUACACGUCCCCUCCAAGACUGUCCAGCCCAGCCGGGUGUAACCUGCGCAAACACAAGAACAACAGAAAACCUCGCACUCCAUUCACCACGUCCCAGCUGCUGUCACUGGAGAGAAAGUUCCGUCAGAAACAGUACCUGUCCAUCGCAGAGAGAGCAGAGUUCUCCAGCUCCCUCUGCCUCACAGAGACCCAGGUCAAGAUCUGGUUUCAAAACCGCAGAGCCAAGGCCAAGCGCCUGCAGGAGGCCGAGCUGGAGAAGAUCAAGCUGGCCACAAAGCCUCUCCUCCCGGCGUUCGCCUUCCCUUUCGCUUUAAACGCUCCGCUGAGUCCGCCGGCUCUGUACGGGGCUCACGGCCCGCGGCCAGCGCUGCCUGUGCCUGGACUAUACAGUGGACCCUAUGGGAUGUACUACCUAUCUUAA
Molecule: messenger RNA, 708 nt
Organism: Knipowitschia caucasica
Lineage: Eukaryota; Metazoa; Chordata; Actinopteri; Gobiiformes; Gobiidae
Source: the annotation of a GenBank genome assembly